AUGGCGGACGCAUCGAACGCCGCAAUUGCGGGGGACAGCGACCGCGACACGUCGACUGCCGCUGAUGCCACCCACAAGAAGACCCACAUAACGAACGAGCUCCACGGCGGCACCGACACAAGCGUGUCCAAAGGGGAGACGCUGGAUACGGAUAGCGCAGAGGAGGGGCUACGCGACGAUGCAGGUGCGAGGGACCAUAUGGCGGAGGCUCUUCCAGGUAAUGUGAAGCCACAAUACACUGAGAAUAAGCAGCACACAUAUGCUGACGAGGUGCAUGAACAAGGCUCAGCCGUUGAGGGCACGGAGGAUAGGCAGCACACCGAAGCCACUGAGGGGGCGCAGGACUAUAGCGAGAGUGUCGCUGAAGCAGAGGCGCGAAAUUCAGACGAUGAUGUGUCAGAUGAGCGGAGCACAUUGAGUAAGGAAGAGGAGGACGAGCGGGGCUCGGAAAAUAAUGAGGGAGAAGAAAGGGAGGAAGAGGGGGAUGAGGAAGCCCUAGCCGCUUAUGUAAGUAAAGAGAUGGGCUCCUACAAUAAUGAAGCAGAGGAACAAACUCAAUGCGUGGAGGAAAUCCAACCCGACUCCGAUGUCAUCGAAGAAGAACCGGCCCCCGCUGUUCGAGAAGCUGAGGGGCGCAAUGAGUCUGCGGAGGGAGAAGACGAUGGACCACAAGCCUCUGCUACCCCCGCGGAGGAGGCACACCUAAGCGAAGGAUUCAGCAAUUCAUCAUCCCCCGCUCACAAUAGCGGGGCGCAGGUACAUGCCAACGAUUCUGCCUCCAAGCCUGGUUUGGAUCCCCAAGACUCUGCGCUCGCCAUUCAUCACACCAUGCCAAAAGCUGUGUUGGAGCGUCUGCGUCUGUCACGCACGGGGCCUGCAUACAAGCCAAACCAAAAUGCACUUCGGGAAGAAGCCCACGUGAUGGAAGGGCGUGAGGAAAAAGAGUUGGCGGAUGGUGCACCCACAGCGUCUCUGCGAGAGGGUGCCACAGCGGCGCAGGAACCGCAUGUCGCUCGCCAAGUAUCACUGGAAGAACCAGAAGCAGUGCCUCUGGAUAAGGCCGAGGAGGCCCGACACCCGGUGGAGAAUGCCGAUGAAGCGGCAGCUGCAGCAGUGCCUCUGGAUAAGGCCGAGGAGGCCCNAGGAACCGCAUGUCGCUCGCCAAGUAUCACUGGAAGAACCAGAAGCGGCAGCUGCAGCAGUGCCUCUGGAUAA
Trypanosoma grayi is the source of this 1215-nucleotide messenger RNA. RefSeq lists its product as hypothetical. NCBI's taxonomy places the organism in Eukaryota, Euglenozoa, Kinetoplastea, Trypanosomatida, Trypanosomatidae. The record is from RefSeq and is a predicted model, not a curated record. The transcript has a single exon. Bases 1 to 1215 code for a protein of 404 amino acids.